AUGGCGUCGAUACUGAGCACCCUCGGCCUCAUUCUCUCCAAGAUUCCGCUCCUCCUCAAGACCAUCGUCUUCUACCUCGCCUCCCUUAGCCCGACGGCGCGCAAGUGGGACCUCGGCACCGAAGUCGCCGUCACCAUGCUCCGCGACUUUCUCGGCAACGCGCCGCCAUCGACCGUCAGCGCGCAGCAGGCGCUCUUUAUGCGCCGCGACACGGGCGCCCGCGGCCGCAUCUGGGACGUGAGCGGCGAGUGGGUGGGCGUGCGCCAUGGCGUGUCGCGCUGGGCGGCGGAGCCGGCGCGUGUGAGCGAGAGGGACAAGUUUGCGAGACUGACGGCCGAGGCGCAGACGGACGUGACGGUGCUGUACAUACAUGGCGGCGCAAACUACCUGAUGGAUCCCGUGUCGGCGCGGCCGGUCGCGCUGGCCUAUGCAACACAUGGCAAGUGUCGUGUGUUUUCCGUGCGGUACCGUCUCGCGCCGCAGGGUCCGUUUCCGUCGGCGUUGCUCGACGUUUUCGUCGCGUACCUGUCGCUACUGUACCCGCCGCCGGGGGCGUGGCACUCGCCCGUGUCCGCGUCGUCCCUCAUUGUUACGGGCGACUCUGCCGGCGGCAACCUCAGCACGUCUCUCCUGCAGCUCCUUCUCCAGCUGCAUCGCGCCGCCGGCGCCGGCGCCGCGUUACCGCCCACUGUGCGCUUCCACGGACGAGACGUGCCCGUGCCGCUGCCAGCGGGCGUGGGGCUCAACUCGCCGUCGCUCGACCUCACCCGGAGCAUGCAGUGGUCCGAGUCGUUUCUGCAGUACGACUACCUGCCGCCGCCGCAUCUCUCGCCCGUCACGUCGCCGCCGUGCGCCGUCUGGCCCGCCGACCCGCCGCGCGUGCACCUGUACUGCGAGGGCGGCGCGCUGGCGCACCCGCUCGUGUCGCCCAUGGCGGCGGCGUCGUGGGAGGGCGCGCCGCCCGUCUUCUUCGUCUGCGGCGAGGAGCUGCUCGCCGACGAGGCCAAGACGGUGGCGUGCAGGAUGGCGCGCCAGGGCGUGCCCGUCGUCUGGGAGCAGUGGGAGGCGAUGCCGCACUGCUUCAGCAUGCUGCUGACGUGGACCGAGGCGUCGAGGGUGUCGUACCGCGGCUGGGCGGAUUUCGUGAGGGAUGCGGUCCGCGGCGAGGUCCAGACAAAGGGGUGCUACGUCGAGGUCAAGACGCUCAAGAGGAGAGAGGUGGACGUCAAGACGCUGACAACCAUAAGCGACGAGGAUGUGCUAGAGGGCAUGGCGGCUGGUCGUAAAAGAAUAGAGGAUAAAUUUGCAUAUCUCUUGAAAUAA
This is a messenger RNA of Beauveria bassiana ARSEF 2860, 1323 nucleotides long. Its product is annotated as lipase/esterase. The transcript is spliced from 2 exons. Gene Ontology annotation, molecular function: hydrolase activity. Bases 1 to 1323 code for a protein of 440 amino acids. NCBI's taxonomy places the organism in Eukaryota, Fungi, Ascomycota, Sordariomycetes, Hypocreales, Cordycipitaceae. The record is from RefSeq and is a predicted model, not a curated record.